GAGCAGGUGGCAUCCGUGGACAACGGCUGGAAUCUGCAUGCGGCACCACAGGUCACCGCAGGACAACGGGGAGACGAGAUCGUUUGGGUCGACGAAGAGGUGGCCGUGUUGCGCUACCAAGCCCCGGCAGUGGGGCGUGCUGUGGAACAGCUCAAGGCGCUUGCUGCAGCUUUGAACCCGGCGAUGUCCGAACGCCAUCGGAAGCUGGCGGCGGCGGGAGACGGAGCGCACACGCUCCAGCCAAAAGCCCCAGCUUCGGAGGAUGCAGUUCUGACGGUGUCCCCGCGGGCGCAACUGGCAAGCUACCGCGGUGAGACGGGCUACGUUUGCCACCAGGACAACCGCUUCAGGCCAAGCCACGGCACCCGUCUCAACAGCCGGGAGCUCACCGCCAUUUUGUACGCCAACAAAAACUGGCGCCCAGAAGAAGGUGGCGCUUUGCGGAUUUUUCCGCACUCGGAGUCGCUGGAAGCCGCGCCGGGCGAUGAGCACCCCGCAGUGGAAAUCACACCGGCCGCCGGAACUCUGGUGGUCUUCUGUUCCGAGCUCUGGCAUGAAGUCCAGCCCGCGCAUCGUCCCCGCCGCGCGCUGACCCUCUGGAUUCUGCGCCCGGAAGAGGAGGAGAGUUGGAUGCCCGGCGUGUUUUGAGCCAACAACACGAGCCCAACGGCCCGAAGAGUCGCCGCCGGCUCGUCGGCACCAGAACGACGGCGAAGCAGCCUCGACCCGAAGAGAGGUGCACGGAGGUGAGUUAGCCGCGGCCAAGCAGCUCCAGGUGUUCGUCGCAGACAGGUAGGCACUGCUGUCAACAGCCGGAGGUUUGGAACUUCCACCAGCAAGCCAGUUAGCAGCCAGUUCCUCAUGCGAGUUGGGC
This is a messenger RNA of Effrenium voratum, 874 nucleotides long. The record is from the annotation of a GenBank genome assembly. NCBI's taxonomy places the organism in Eukaryota, Dinophyceae, Suessiales, Symbiodiniaceae.